Vigna umbellata (rice bean) is the source of this 1284-nucleotide messenger RNA. Its product is annotated as clathrin light chain 1-like. Gene Ontology annotation, molecular function: structural molecule activity; clathrin heavy chain binding. The record is from RefSeq and is a predicted model, not a curated record. Gene Ontology annotation, biological process: intracellular protein transport; clathrin-dependent endocytosis. Gene Ontology annotation, cellular component: clathrin coat of coated pit; plasma membrane; clathrin coat of trans-Golgi network vesicle. Lineage: Eukaryota; Viridiplantae; Streptophyta; Magnoliopsida; Fabales; Fabaceae.
AAAGUCAAGCAAAAGUAACAAAAGUGUUUGCUUCUCACUGAUCUCUCUCUAUUCCGUUCAAAGCGCUUCACAGAACGGAGAAAAAGAAAAUACCCAUUUCUUCAGAGUGAAAAAUCCACGAGACAUGUCUUCCACCUUCGACGUUUUCACCGUCGACGACGACCACUUCGCAGCCCCCGCCGCCCCCGCCGCCGCAGACACCUUCUCCGGCUACGGCGACUUCUCCACCUUCCCCGCCGAAGACGUCCCCAUCGACCAUGUGGCGGCGGCUUCGCCGGAGAUCUUCGGCUUCAGCGAUCCCGAUCCAGGCUACACUCAGUCUCCCUUCGACGUAGUCGAGAAUGGGAAUGAAAAUGGCUCCGAAAACGUCUAUAGCAACGGCGUCUUUGUCUCCGACGGACCGGUGCUGCCGCCACCGGGAGAAAUGGAGCCGGAGGAAGGCUACGUCCUUCGGGAGUGGCGCCGUCAAAAUGCCAUUCAGCUUGAGGAGAAGGAGAAAAGGGAAAAGGAGUCGAGAAUAAAGAUUUUUGAGGAAGCCGAGGAGUAUAAGGUGGCUUUCUAUGAGAAAAGGAAGCUUAAUGUUGAAACCAACAAGGUUCAAAACAGAGAAAGGGAAAAGUUAUACCUGGCUAAUCAAGACAAAUUCCACAAAGAGGCUGACAAAAAUUACUGGAAAGCUAUAGGGGAGAUAAUUCCUCGUGAGGUUCCCAACAUUGAGAAGAAAAGAGGCAAAAAGGAUCAGGAUAAGAAGCCAUCAAUCACAGUUGUCCAAGGCCCAAAGCCUGGCAAACCCACAGAUCUUUCUAGGUUGAGGCAGAUAUUGUUGAAGCUUAAGCAUACACCACCACCUCACAUGAUUCCACCUCCCCCUGCACCAGCUAAAGACUCCAAAGAUGGGAAAGAUAAAAAAGAAACAGCACCUAAAACAAAUGGAUCUGCACAAGGUACACCUGAAUCACAACCAAAGGAUGCCACCACUAAUAACGGUUCUGCGGAUUUACCCCAGAAAGAAGCUUCACUAUCCCCUGAGGAUCAGGCUUCUACAUAAGCCUGAUUUUGCACACUACAGUCCUAACAAUCUUUCUUUUGCUAUCCUUAUUCACCUGGCAAUUCGUUACGGAUCCUUAUGUCAUGCUUCUGUGGCUUUUUUGGUGUGCAAUUUGUUUUCAACUUUGAGGUUUUGUAUCAAUUGUAUCUUUUAUUGACUAUUAUUUGACCUUGGAAAUUCAUAUCUUGAUGGGUUUAAUACGUCAUUUAAAAAUAAAGAGUAUUUUUUCUCUUCUA